AUGUUUACAACAAAUUCUUUCAUUUUUGUUUUAGAGGUUAUGAAAUUUGCUGCUAACUCGAUAAAUAUGAUUAUAAAAUUUUUCCAACUCAUGGGAACAGUGUUUGGUUUUGUGAGUAGUGACGUAAAAUCCAAGGUAGAUAUUUUGGAAAGUCUGCUAAAUGAUCCUAAUAAUGGAAAAAAUUUCCAAACGUUUAAGUCGAUGAUAGAAUAUGAAAAAAAUAAUGAUUUAUUAGAUAAAGAAGAGUACACUUCUGGCAGCAGAACGUUACUGCGAUUGCAUAGAGGCUUAGAUUUUAUAAGAGAAUUUCUGAAAGCUUUGGGUGAACUGGAUAAUUGUCAAAAGACUAGUCAUGUUUGCCAAAUUGCUUACAAUAAUACGUUAGCUAAAUUUCAUCCAUGGCUUAUUAAAAAAGGAGCUAAUGUAGCCAUGUAUACCAUGCCAACCCGAGAAGUAUUGUUGAAAAAGGUUUGUGGCGAUGAGGAGGAUGUACAAAGAGCUAUUACAGUGCUUCCUAAAAUGCUGUCUGUAACUGCAGAUGUCUAUAAACGAACAGAUGAUUUAUACUCCAAUCAUGAUCUACAUGAUUUGCCCUAGAACUGGGUUACUCAAACACAUGAGUUAUUCCUUUAAAUUAAUUUAUUCACAUUUUAUAUUAAUUUAUUAUUUUUUAGUUCAAUCACACUAGAAGUUUUUAAUAUAAGA
Molecule: messenger RNA, 705 nt
Organism: Ctenocephalides felis (cat flea)
Lineage: Eukaryota; Metazoa; Arthropoda; Insecta; Siphonaptera; Pulicidae
Product: ceramide-1-phosphate transfer protein-like
Exons: 4
Coding region: 1-597 (198 amino acids)
Biological process (GO): ceramide transport; intermembrane lipid transfer
Cellular component (GO): membrane; cytoplasm; cytosol
Molecular function (GO): ceramide 1-phosphate transfer activity; ceramide 1-phosphate binding
Source: RefSeq, a predicted model, not a curated record